AUGGCUUCGGUCUGGCGCCGAACAGGCGUGCUGAUAAGUAGUGUAGCACUUUACGCAGGGGUGACUUUCACCACAUAUAUAACACUUUACGAUCCCAAGAAACACAAUGCCAUUGGGACUGCUCCAGAAAUAACCGAUGCGAGACGCUUGCAGAUAUUUGACACGAACGCGUCCAAAUACGACAAGAAGGUGAACUGGGAUGAACGACUCACCGGAAUUUCGCUAAUGCGGCGCUUUCUGCUGCGAAAGGCUGAUGGUCAAGUAUUAGAGGUGGCGGCUGGGACUGGUCGAAACUUACCUUUCUACCGUGCAGCCACCCAGGUGACGUUGACGGACUUUAGCCAUGGAAUGCUUGACCAAUUAGCAAAGACGCAGCAGCAGCGGUUGGCAAGCUGCGAACUCAAGAUCAUGAGUGCCGACAAUUUGUGCUUCGAAGACGACCGAUUCGAUACUGUGGUUGACACUUUUGGCCUCUGCAGUAUGGACAAUCCUGUGCGCGCGCUGCAGGAGAUGCAACGUGUAUGCAAGAAGGAUAGUGGUCGCAUAUUGUUGCUGGAACACGGGCGGAGCAACUAUGUGUGGCUUUCAGGUAUAUUGGACAAAUUUGCAGACCUUCAUGCUCAAAAGUGGGGAUGCCAUUGGAAUCGGGAUAUUUUAGCACUAUUAGAUCAGGCUGGACUGGAGGUGGAGACUCUGUAUCGCUUUCAUUUUGGCACAACGUAUUACAUCGUAGCAAAGCCUAUGUCUUUUGAUCGACGACGAGUUGAAAAAAGUUGA
Plasmopara halstedii is the source of this 777-nucleotide messenger RNA. Its product is annotated as Predicted methyltransferase. Lineage: Eukaryota; Oomycota; Peronosporomycetes; Peronosporales; Peronosporaceae. The transcript has a single exon. The coding region runs from base 1 to 777 and encodes 258 amino acids. The record is from RefSeq and is a predicted model, not a curated record.